ACACACGCACACACGCACACACGCACACACGCUGAUUCGCUUGUCCUGACGUUUUGAUCUCAAACAUGAGCAGCGCGACCACACCAGAGGCUUGCCAGCAUGUGGCCACCCUCAACCCCCAGCAACUUCAGGACUGGCUCCAGCAGCAGGGCAUGGACGAGCAAGCCAAGCACCUCAAGUCCCUGUCCGGCGCUAUCAUUGUGAACAAGGUCACAAGCAACCCAGCCUGGCUCGUCAAAACUCAGGGUAUGCCCGUCCCCGUCGCUGAGAGCUUCGUUGCCGCCCUCGGCCUGGACACGGCCCCACUCAACAAGCUGUCCAAGAAGGCCGCCUCAUCCUCCUCCUCCUCCUCCUCCUCCAAAAAGUCAAGCCGCAGCAGCAUGCUCUCCCUCAGCUCCGUCGCGUCCGCCGUCCGCCAGUCCGUCACAGGACAAGACAGCGAUUCCGGCGGGUCAAGUGAGGACGACGACGACGACGACGACGAAGAUGCCUCAAGCUCCGACGGCAGCAGCUCGGGCUCGGACAGCGAAGGAAAGAAGAAGACGAAAAGCAAGAAGAAGAAGGAGAGCGCAACCUCCGCCGCACUGAAGAGCGGGUUGAAGAAGUCCGUCCCCUUCUCCAAGUACGGCAUCGCCGUCUACGAGGACAUUACCGAGCGCAUCGACCGCGUCCGCGACUCCAUCAAGAAGAGCCUCAACAAGUUCACCAAGGACUUCCUGAUCCUCUACCGAUCCGCCCUCGUCAACGAGCUCCUGCGCCAGAGCGCGGCCGAUAACGCAGCGCUGGAGGGCGCACCCACGGACAAGGUCCAGCGCCAGCUCGAGCAGGUGCCCGCCAGCGCCCUCUCAAAACGCCCGCUGCACAUGGAGACCCUGGUGAAACGCGGCAACGUGCGCCACUCCUGGAAAGAGCGCCUCUUCGUGGUGCGGCCCGACCACGUCAUCGCCUACUACGCCAGCGCAGACAACUACGCCGCCGGCGCCAAACCAAAGGGAACCAUCAACCUCUGCGGUUACGACAUCGUGCGGGACCCAAACAAGCGCAAGAUCGAAGUACGGGAGCAGCACGCCCGCCUCUUCGGUGGUGAUCCCCCGGACGACUACACCAAGUACGAGCCGCUCACCAUCGAGUGCUAUCACCGCGUCAAGCGCCGCUGGCUCAUCAAGUGCAAGGACGAGGAGCAGUUUGAGCGCUGGCUCGACAUCCUCACCACCUGCAGCCGCUUCGUGUCCACACGGUCCCUGCGUGACCCCGUGGAGUGUGCCGCCUUCGACAACGCCUCGCGCAACUUGGCCAACCGCUUGAACGAGUUCCGCAUUUACGGCAGUGAGAUCGACAUCCUGACAGACACCCUCGCCAACUACUACUGGCGCACCAAGAUCGGCGACGGGCUCUUCUCCAAGCUCCCCGGUGGUCCGGGCAUUAAGGCAAAGGCCGCAGCAAGGGGCUUCAACAGCGUGUACGCGCUCACCAAGAGCGUGGUCACCUCAACCUGGCGCUCCAACAUCUCCUCCAUCGACCACGCCAACAAGAACCUCAAGUCCACCUUCCACACGGAGCUGGGCACCGCCCGCAGCGUGAAGAAGGAGCUCGUGGCGAAGGCGUCCAAGAUCACUGAGCCAAAGGUCGGCGAGAUGCGCACCACUGUCAUCGUGCCGCUGGCCAACGCUGUCGCCGCCUAUCUCCUGCCAAAGACGCAGGGGGCCCUGCGCUCCAGCGAGGUCAUCCUGGACACAGAGACAGCCGCGUAUUGCAAGCAGAUCGCCGGUGGUGCCGACGCGUCGGCCUGCACCCUCGUCAACGUGACCCGCGACCUGAACAAGACGGCGCCCCUCAUGCGCGCCUUCAAGGACAUGGAGGCGGGGCUCUCCGAUACAGGCAUGGCCAGCCAGGUUCCUGCAGACACGCGCGAGGUUGCCGGCAACGUGCUCGAGGUCAUCCGAGCCCUGCAACUCUCGGACAUGGUGCUGAACAUGCGCGAGAAGACGCUCGCCAACCUCGCCAACGCAGCGUACACCUUCGAGACGCGGUUUAAGCAGGCUGGCCAGGCGCAGGAGUUGCACUCCUCCCUGCUAGCUCAGGUCAAGCAGGAGUACAUGCAUGAUGCGCAAUUGGACGCCGAGGACGUUGUGGCGGCGUUCAUCGUCGAGUUGCUCAGCGCCUUGCUUGUGCAGCGUCUCAACACACAGUGUAAGGACGACGUCGUUGUCCUGAGCGACAUUGUUCCAGAGAACCUUCGCGAGUACCUAAACCCCGUCACUGUGUUUGAGGAAGGCAUCCACGAGGAGUUCAAGACGGCUGCGGCGUCUGCCGUCGCCGCCGCUCGCGCCCACUGAAUCACUGAGGCUGAGUUGCCUGCGCUCUGUGGUUGUCCUGUGCUUGUGUUGCACCGUUCUGCUCCUUUUCGUCCCUACAUCGGGUGUUUGUUUUGCUUCCAGUUAGGGUGUUUGAUUUGAUGGGAGCAUGUUGCUUGCCUAAGUGGUGUUUCUGCCUUCCUAAAGAUUCUGUGACACUGUGGGUUCGUUUACAUGGAUGGGUGGGUGGAUGGGUGGUGCCCACGAAAUACGAAACAAAAAAAAAAGUGCAAACCAA
This is a messenger RNA of Salpingoeca rosetta, 2592 nucleotides long. RefSeq lists its product as uncharacterized. The record is from RefSeq and is a predicted model, not a curated record. Bases 66 to 2336 code for a protein of 756 amino acids. Lineage: Eukaryota; Choanoflagellata; Craspedida; Salpingoecidae. The transcript has a single exon.